Molecule: messenger RNA, 1186 nt
Organism: Topomyia yanbarensis
Lineage: Eukaryota; Metazoa; Arthropoda; Insecta; Diptera; Culicidae
Product: ninjurin-2
Exons: 3
Coding region: 436-903 (155 amino acids)
Biological process (GO): tissue regeneration; cell adhesion
Cellular component (GO): membrane
Source: RefSeq, a predicted model, not a curated record
GAUUUUGAGCCGAGUAUGGAUCACACCGUUCUGGGCUAGAAAGCUGUUAGGCCUACACUACUAGAACAUAUCAUUACUCAUACAUGCAGCAUAACUAAGGAGUGAAAAAUUGUCUGUACUAGGUGUUAUUGAUUUCCCGUGAACGAUGUCGUUUGUUCAAUGGCUGAGGAAAGGAACUUAACUUACGGAACAACGUCACAAUAUUACGAGGAGACAAAGGACCUGCAAAUACUAUAAAAUAAAUCCCCGCGGAAAGCAGGACAGUUUGUAUCAGUGAACUCAAUCCGACGUACUUGUCUCAGCCCGUGAGCAACGAGAAGAGGUAUCGAGGAACCGCGCCAACUCAACCGAAGUGACAAAUUGUAAACAUCUAUCGCAACAAAAAUUGCUUUUUCUCCGUUGAAUACCGUCAGCCAGUGGUUACCAUUGCUAGAAAUGGCUUCGAUCCUGCCAGCUGCUCUCGGCGGUGGUGAAAGCGACCGUGUACUGAAAUCGAUGGACGCCAACCGGUAUGCCACCAAGAAGACGAUCGCCCAGGGCAUGCUGGAUAUUGCGCUGUUGACGGCCAAUGCGUCUCAGCUGAAAUAUAUCCUUCAGGUUGGCGAAAAGCACGAGUUUUACACACUGAUGCUGACGUUGAUCAGUAUCUCCAUCAUCCUACAGCUCGUUGUGGGGAUCUUGUUUGUGGUAAUCGGUAGCUUAAACAUAAAUCGCAAGCCGGAACAAACAACAGCCAUCAUACUAAACGACAUCAUACUAGUAUUGAUAUUUCUCCUUUCACUAAUUAAUGUUAUAAUAUCGGGUUUCGGUAUAGAAUACUCAUCGCAACCUCUGCGAUUGCUUGAGCGAGAAAAAUAUGAUUCCACUACAGCAACUACUAACAGUGCGAGCAAAAUCACCUAAAAUUCCUCAAUCAACAAAGUACAGUGUAAUACUAACCUUCCUAACAGAUCCCAUUCAAAUAACCUCAUCCACAGGUUUCGGCCGCCAUGAUGGCUGUCAUACUAACACUGGUUAAUUUUCACAAAGGUGAAAUUCAGCAACGUGUAGCCAACAUUUUGAAUCAUUUCUCGCUGGGAUUUGUGGUGAUAGCGCUGUUCUGCGAUGUCAUCAAAAUGAAUUUCGGACUGGAUCCGGCGGUACCUUAUAUUCAUAACUAAAAUCUACGCAUUUCUGUUUCGUUUUG